Molecule: messenger RNA, 608 nt
Organism: Bursaphelenchus xylophilus (pine wood nematode)
Lineage: Eukaryota; Metazoa; Nematoda; Chromadorea; Rhabditida; Aphelenchoididae
Source: the annotation of a GenBank genome assembly
AUGCCUCUAGCCAACAAGUCUUCAGUUAUCCAAAAAGAACAGCUGAGAUUCGAGGUCAAUCUUUCUCUACCCGCCGUGUUUUUAGUCAUGUCUAAUUUACAAAAAUCAAAAUCCGUGGCUUACAUUAAAGUAGAAAAUGCACCGCUGACUGUAAGUGUAUUCGCAAAGUAUUAAUUCUUGCAUAGGUCUUUAAAUCGGACAGUACUUCUGACGUGAGACCUCCUAUCGAACGGAGAUAUUACAGUAAGACCAGUCCAGAUUACCCAGUAAAUUACUUUCUGGGACAGAUGCAAGUGGAUGACCAUUGGUUCGACGCCUACAGGAAGUUUGUCCCCAUGGAGAACCGCAGAAUGUUUCCCCGAAGAUACUAUUCUUACGGGGAUUACAUUCCGUCUUAUCCUUUCUACUGGUCUUAUCCAGACACUUAUUUCAAUCGCUACAAAAAGUAUUUGUAAGUUCAAUUCCGCUAAUUAUUUACUCUAUUUUAAAGCGGAAAACCAAUAACUCCGUUCCCCAAUUAUUCCCAGCGAUAUGGAGAUUCGUAUUAUCGACCAGAAGUCCGUUCCAGCUACUAUUCUCCAUACAGAUCCUGGGUUAUGUCAUUGUAA